Messenger RNA from Scedosporium apiospermum, 795 nucleotides. RefSeq lists its product as uncharacterized. The coding region runs from base 1 to 795 and encodes 264 amino acids. The record is from RefSeq and is a predicted model, not a curated record. NCBI's taxonomy places the organism in Eukaryota, Fungi, Ascomycota, Sordariomycetes, Microascales, Microascaceae. The transcript has 3 exons.
AUGGCUCCCAUAAGCAACAAGGUGGUCAUGGUCGCCAUCUAUCCCGACUUGAGCAAGAAGCAACUCGAUGGAGACAUGGUCAAUCGCCGCAUCAACGACUUCAUCGACGCCAUCAGAAAGGACGCCAUGAUCAUCAUCGACCGCAAGUCAAGCACUCGCUGGUGUAUGUGCGCUGAUCUUCGCAACAAAUGCGAAUGCAAGAAGAAGAAAAAGGGCCAGUCCUGUUGUUCGAAGAUCAUCUGUGAGCCGUGUAAGGCCAUCGCCCGCAUCAAUCCCGACGAGUACUGCCGAAAACUCACCGAAAUCUACAUCCGCCACACCAAGCGCCUACAAAUGCUCGAAGCCAAAUUCACCCGCUUCUACAGCAUGUCCUCCAUCCAAGAAGAGUUCGCCGUAGCCACAAAGCGCCCCGCCAGCAUGUUCCGCAGGAUCUGGCGCCACCGCGGCGACUGUCCCAACGACUGCCGGGGCCUCCUUCACCUCUGGUGCGGCCACAAGAAGCCGUGGACGACCCUGCCGAGCCUUGAAACUUUUCUUAAGUACAAGUUGAUGCACCAGGGCGCCGAGACGGAUAAGGCUUGGAAGCUGUUCAAGGAGGAGUUGGUGAGGAGUCGGUUGUUUGAGGGGAUUUAUAUGGAUUUGCCUCCGGUUGGACAGGAUGCGUGGGAGCAGGGCAAGAGCGAGAGCGAGAGCAUGGUUGCGCAGUUGGGUGAGCCUAUGACGCAGGCUGAUCCUGAGCCUGGUGACGAGACAACUUCCGAGGGUGAGGAGAAGGAGGAUGAGAACUGGAUCUGA